AUGGAUCGUGACUUUUCGAUAUCACCAUCCGUGCCAGCCGCACCCGAACUAGAUGAGCUACACACUGCUCAACCAGUUCAGCAAUUAACCCAAACACAAGAGCAACCUAUGACAAUCGAGGCUCUGCUCAGCCACAUAAAACACUUAACCGAAAACCAGAAUGAACUGAUAGGUAACAAGAAGGAGACUCAGGCAUGGCUGGAAGAUGCCGAAACUACUCUAAACUUAUUUAACUGUUAUAGAGGAGAUCCAAUUUACGUACAGCUCGUUAGAGCAAUAAAAAACAAAAUUACCGGAGAGGCAAAGGAGAUUCUUAUUGCCGCCGGUAACCCAAAAUACUACAAUAGAAUCAAGACUAUCGACACUGCUAUAAAAUCAUCAGCAGCAACAAGGGAAGAUUAUAGGCUCUCAACGAAAGCCAUCAAUAAUCUGGUGAUCCUAAUGACACUCACCCGUUUCAUCGACAGUCUCAACGACGACCUAUCCAUGCACGUGAGAAGCUAUAGGCCGCAAUCACUAGAGGAGGCAUACGCGAUCACGAUGCAGUAUUCGAAUGCCGCUUACCGGCAGAAACUAAACAAAAAACCAACAAAUAUGAACUUUGGCAACAACAAUAGCAGCAACGUUAAUACGUUUAACAACAAACCGCAAGGUACUAACGGCACGGCUCAUCAGUUUGGUGAGUGUGGGAUCAGAAAUGUGGACGGUGCUGGUCAUAGGAUUACCCAUGCCACUAACGAGGCAGAGUUCGGCGAGUUCCCCUGGAUGGUAGCUCUUUUCUCGGAAGAUAUGUUCGGUGGAAUGGGUAAAAAAUAUAUCUGCGGUGGUACUUUGGUCAAACCAAACGUUGUAAUGACUGCCGCCCACUGUGUGUACGACAAAACGUUCGAAACCAUCACGGUCCGCGCUGGCGAAUGGGACACCAACACCGAAAAUGAGCCUAUUCAAUUUCAGGAACAAAUUGUCAAGCGCGUGAUAGUUAACGAAUACUUCCACGAUAAAUUGCUGUUCCACGAUAUCGCCUUGUUGGAACUGGAGCAUCCUUUCGCGGCGGAUGAUCACAUUGGAACAAUUUGCCUACCGCCAGUUGAAACAACUUUCCAUGACGAUAACUGUAUUGUUGCUGGAUGGGGAAAGGAUAGAUUCGGUUCCGACAGCUAUCAGGUGAUACUGAAGAAAGUGGAUGUUGUUAGCCAUGCUGACUGCCAAACCGCGCUGAGAACGACUCGUUUGGGAAAUAAGUUCCGGCUGCACAACACUUUUAUAUGUGCAAGAGGGAAGAAGGACACCGAUUCCUGUACCGGCGAUGGCGGCUCGGCACUGGUUUGCCCGAUGCGUAAUGCGCACAAUAAAUAUUAUCAAGCUGGUAUUAUUGUAUGGGGUAUUGGCUGCGGACAGGAACGUAUUCCGAGAAUUAAUGAAUUUAUGGAUUUAUGA
Molecule: messenger RNA, 1437 nt
Organism: Toxorhynchites rutilus septentrionalis
Lineage: Eukaryota; Metazoa; Arthropoda; Insecta; Diptera; Culicidae
Product: phenoloxidase-activating factor 2-like
Exons: 5
Coding region: 1-1437 (478 amino acids)
Biological process (GO): proteolysis
Molecular function (GO): serine-type endopeptidase activity
Source: RefSeq, a predicted model, not a curated record